Molecule: messenger RNA, 855 nt
Organism: Gloeophyllum trabeum ATCC 11539
Lineage: Eukaryota; Fungi; Basidiomycota; Agaricomycetes; Gloeophyllales; Gloeophyllaceae
Exons: 4
Coding region: 1-855 (284 amino acids)
Source: RefSeq, a predicted model, not a curated record
AUGGAGCUCAAGUUGCCUGAUCUCGAAUAUAUCUGCCCGUUCCCUCUACUAUGUAAUCCUCUAUACGAGGCCGCGCGCGGCGAGUCAUCUGCCUGGGUCGAGACAUUUGCGCAUUAUGCAGACAACCCGCGCAAGAGAGCAUUCCUGCGCUCUUCCGACCUCAAACGCAUGGCAUCCUUCGCUUACCCAAUAGCCGACUAUGAGGCGUUGCGGGUCAUUUGCGACUGGUUCAAUGGUAUCUUCGUGGUCGAUGAGCUUACAGAUGACCAGACCGAAGAAGAAGCAGCGAAAACGAUGCGGGCCCACUUGGAUGGUCUUUUCGGAAGCGUCGGUGACCAGUCGAUCGUAUAUGAUAUGUAUAAAGAUAUAGGAUCCCGACUGAGGAGACUGUUUGGUGGCAAUGCGUUCAAGCGUUUCCUGACGAGCAGCGCAAGAUAUUCCCAGCAAGUUGCAAGAGAGGCAAAGCUACGACAGGAGGACAAAGUCUUGUCGUUCGACGAAUACACCAUCUUCCGCGGUCCACGAGCGGUGCUCAUAUCUGUUUGGACUUCAUCGAAAUGGUCUUUCGCUUUGAGCUUUCGGACGCGGUUCUCAACGAUAAGGUGUUCGAGAGAAUGCAUGAUAACGUGGCCUGGACGAACGAUAUCCACUCUUACGCCAUUAGAAUACGGCACGGGGCAUAAGAACGCCAACGUCCUCACCGUCGUCAUGCGCGAGAAAGGCGUCGACCUGCAAACGGCGUCCGACAAUUCGAAACAUCGCCCGUGGGACGAGGCAACCAUGGCUCACCUGCGCCAGCCUACCUCUGCCGUAGAGUGCUGGCUCAGCGGCAUCAUGGUACUUCGGCGGAGAUAA